Messenger RNA from Ziziphus jujuba (common jujube), 2364 nucleotides. RefSeq names its product ABC transporter G family member 1. The coding region runs from base 99 to 2063 and encodes 654 amino acids. The transcript is spliced from 8 exons. Gene Ontology annotation, molecular function: ATP binding; ABC-type transporter activity; ATP hydrolysis activity. Gene Ontology annotation, cellular component: membrane. The record is from RefSeq and is a predicted model, not a curated record. NCBI's taxonomy places the organism in Eukaryota, Viridiplantae, Streptophyta, Magnoliopsida, Rosales, Rhamnaceae.
GGCAUUGCAAAGCAAACCAACAAGGCCUUUCCUUCAUUUCAAAAAACAAAGGCCUUCCUUUUUCCAAGCCCUGUUACACAUAAUUAAUAUACUUCAGCAUGGCAUCUGUCCCUACUUUAGAAAUCAAAGAACGUGAUCAUGCAGCGAGCAUUGAUAUGGUAUUGGAAAAUGGAGCUUACUUGACAUGGGAAAAUCUGUGGGUAACAGUUCCCCAUGGAAAGAAUAGCACCAAACCCAUUCUCCAAGGUCUUACAGGUUUUGCUAGUCCUGGCCAACUUUUAGCAAUCAUGGGUCCUUCUGGCUGUGGCAAGUCCACUCUUCUUGAUGCUUUGGGAGGAAGAUUAAGUUCAAAAAUGAAGCAAAGUGGGGACAUUCUAAUAAAUGGACGUAAAGAAACUCUGGCAUAUGGUACAUCGGCAUAUGUAACACAAGAUGAUACUUUAAUGACAACUUUAACGGUAAGCGAAGCCGUCUACUAUUCAGCACAGCUCCAAUUGCCAGAUUCCAUGUCGAAAUUGGAGAAGAAAGAAAGAGCAGCAAUGACAAUAAGAGAAAUGGGUCUUCAAGACGCCAUGAACACAAGAAUUGGAGGUUGGGGAGAUAAAGGCCUUAGUGGUGGGCAAAAGAGAAGAGUUAGCAUUUGUAUUGAAAUCCUAACACGUCCAAAGCUUCUCUUCCUUGAUGAACCAACAAGUGGACUUGAUAGCGCAGCUUCUUACUAUGUUAUGAGUAGAAUUGCAUGUCUUGAUAAAAGAAUGACUAUAAUAGCAUCCAUCCAUCAACCAAGCAGUGAAGUCUUCCAACUUUUCAACAAUCUUUGCCUUCUUUCUUCUGGUAAAACAAUAUAUUUUGGACCGGCUUCUUUAGCAAAUGAGUUUUUCACUUCAAGUGGUUUUCCUUGCCCAACUCUCCAAAAUCCUUCCGAUCACUUCCUCAAAACCAUAAACAAGGACUUCGAUCAGGAUAUUGAUGAGGAAAGUUUAGUUGGAGCAAUAUACAGGGAAGAAACCAUCAAUUCCCUUCUAAAAUCUUAUAAGGCGUCUGAAACUUACCAGCAAGUACGACAACAAGUAGCCGAAACAUGUAAACAGGACUGCGAAGCACUGGAGAAGAAGAAAAACCGUGCAAGCUUCCUAACACAGUCAAUUGUUUUGACAAAGAGAUCUUUCGUAAACAUGUAUCGCGAUCCGGGUUACUAUUGGCUGCGUCUAGUUAUCUACAUCACCUUGGCCAUAGGGUUGGGAACUAUCUAUUGCAAUAUUGGUUUUACUUAUGAAUCAAUUCAGGCAAGAGGUUCGCUUCUCACUUUUAUAGCUUCAUUCCUAACUUUUAUGACUAUUGGUGGAUUCCCUUCCUUUGUGGAAGACAUGAAGGUAUUUGAGAGAGAAAGAUUGAAUGGUCAUUAUGGAGUUACUGCAUUUGUGAUGGGAAACACAUUUUCAGCCUUGCCAUAUUUGCUUAUCAUUUCAAUAAUUCCUGGAGCAUUAUCUUAUUACCUUCCUGGACUUCAAAAGGGAUAUGAACAUUUCUUAUACUUCGUCUGUGUGCUAUUUGCUUGCAUGAUGUUAGUUGAGAGCCUAAUGAUGAUUAUAGCAAGUCUUGUGCCAAAUUUUCUCAUGGGAAUAAUAACAGGAGCUGGAGUUCAAGCACUUAUGAUUUUGGGCGGUGGAUUUUUCAGAUUGCCAAAUGAUCUUCCUGAUUUCUUUUGGAGAUAUCCUCUGUUUUACAUGGCUUUCCACAAGUAUGCCUACCAAGGAAUGUUCAAAAACGAGUUUGAAGGUUUGGUAAUACAUAAUGAUCAAGUUGGAUCAGGAAAAACUACCAUAAGUGGUGAAGAAAUUUUGAAAGAUAAAUGGCAAGUUGAAAAGGGUUACUCAAAGUGGGUUGAUCUUGCUAUUUUGCUUGGGAUGGUACUUUUAUAUCGAAUUCUGUUCUUGAUAAUCAUCAAGAUCAAGGAGAAGAUCAAGACUGGUAGAAUAACUUUCAUGCCAGUUCCUUCUAAGCAGACCAUACAGGUUAUGGAAAAUCCCAUUGCUACACCAUUGCAUGGAGAUAAUAACUAAGUGACUUGAUGUCUUAAACGCUAUGCAUUACCAAAAAAUAAUUUAGCAGUGAAAGUUAUGCAUUACCAAAAUUAAUUUAGUAGUGAAAGUUAAGUCUAGCACUUUGAUCGAUGUAAUAUGUGUCAAGGUGCUGAGCCCAUAUGAAAUGUUAGAUUGGACUGAAAUAGAUUGGGGUGUUUCAACCUUAGCCUAAUCAUAUUGGGCUAAGUUUAGAAUAGCCCAAUGGACUAAACUAGAAAUGGUUGAUUCUGAUCCACUGCUUUAUCAAUCUACAUUCAAAAGUAAGUUGUAUUGUUAACAA